GAUCUUCGACUUCUUUUCACACAUCAAGAUGUUCCCUCCAGACGUGUGGAAUUCUACAGUCCUGAUGUGGUUCAAUGCGUCUGAGCUGAAUGCUUCUCUGGAGAAUCCGGAGGAGGGGGAGCACCCAUUCCUGACGGACGCCUGGCUGGUGCCUCUCUUCUUCGCUCUCAUCAUGCUGGUGGGGCUCAUCGGGAACUCUCUGGUAAUCUAUGUAAUCUCCAAACACAGGCAGAUGAGGACUGCCACCAACUUCUACAUAGCUAACUUGGCUGCCACAGACAUCAUCUUCCUGGUGUGUUGUGUCCCGUUCACAGCCACUCUCUACCCACUCCCUGGGUGGGUAUUUGGGGACUUCAUGUGCAAAUUUGUUGCCUUUCUACAACAGGUGACUGUUCAAGCCACCUGCAUUACACUCACUGCUAUGAGUGGGGACCGCUGCUAUGUCACAGUCUACCCCCUGAAGUCCUUACGCCAUCGCACUACACGAGUCGCCAUGGUAGUUAGCAUCUGCAUAUGGAUCGGUUCCUUCAUUCUAUCCACCCCGAUUUUCAUGUACCAGAGAAUUGAGGAGGGCUACUGGUAUGGACCAAGACACUACUGCAUGGAGAGGUUUCCCUCAAAGACCCAGGAGAGGGCUUUCAUCCUGUACCAGUUCAUAGCUGCCUACCUACUACCUGUCAUCACCAUCUCCUUCUGCUACACACUCAUGCUGAAGAGGGUGGGCCAGCCGUCAGUGGAACCAGUAGACAAUAAUUACCAGGUCCACCUGUUGUCUGAGAGGACUGUCACUCUGAGGAGUAAGAUCUCCAAGAUGGUGGUGGUGAUUGUCCUGCUAUUCACCAUCUGCUGGGGGCCUAUCCAGCUCUUCGCCCUGUUCCAGUCCUUCUACCCCAACUACAGGGUCAACUACGCCACCUAUAAGAUCAAGACCUGGGCUAACUGCAUGUCCUACGCUAACUCCUCCAUCAACCCAAUCGUUUACGGCUUCAUGGGAGCCAGUUUCCGCAAGUCUUUCAAGAAGACUUUCCCCUUCCUGUUCAAACACAAAGUUAGAGACAGCAGUGUCAUGUCACGCGUGGCUAAUGCAGAAAUCAAGUUAGUUGCUGCAGAGGAAGGCAACAACGAUGGGAAAUGAAAUGAGCCAUGGUCAGAGUGAGCUUCCGGGGGACAGAGCUGCUGGAGAUUCAGUUCACUGUGCACACAAACAAACAUACACAUGACAGACUGCUGUGAAUGCACACUGCUCAACAUAGCCUGCUGUGAAAUCACACUGUUCUGAAGGCAAACACCUGGUGGAACCAGCAUUUUAAAAUGGUACUUGAUGUGUUUGUUUGCAAUUCUACAAAAUCUGACUGAUCCUGCUCUGUUCUGGUAUCACAGACUUGAAAGGACAUUAAAGGUCCCGAAACAGUCAUUCUGGUUCCCAUAUAAAAUAACAACACCCAUAAUAUUUUUUCCUGAUAAAGCAAAUUUCUCUCGUCAAACCAGGAAGUCUGAAAAGACAUACUGAAUGGAGCUAGUAGGCUGAGUGGGCGGGGAGCUCACCUUGACUGACUGUUCUUUGAAAAAGUCUAGCAACAUGGAUGCAGUGACAUUAUCUCAAGCAUAUUUGCUGAUACACAAAACAACUCAAACAUCAUUGAAAUUGCAUGCAACUUCCAAUCCUGUCAUACAUCACAUCACGGUGUCAUUCCUGCUCCCUCCCCCCAGUGCUCGACGUCGCCGGUCAACAAACCUCCGGUCGUGGCAACUCACAUUGCGCACACCUGGCAACCACACACCUGCUCAUCAUUUGCUCCUUGAUUACUCCCCCUUUACUUAGCUCUCACUUGUCAUCAGUCAUUAGGUGGUAUUGUUCUCUCGCACGGUCAGUAUGUGGCUUAUGUUUGUUCUUGUUUAUAAUUGUAUUAUUAAACUCACCUCCUGCUUCCUGA
Molecule: messenger RNA, 1934 nt
Organism: Oncorhynchus mykiss (rainbow trout)
Lineage: Eukaryota; Metazoa; Chordata; Actinopteri; Salmoniformes; Salmonidae
Gene: kiss1ra
Product: KISS1 receptor a
Biological process (GO): G protein-coupled receptor signaling pathway
Cellular component (GO): plasma membrane
Molecular function (GO): G protein-coupled receptor activity
Source: RefSeq, a predicted model, not a curated record